Ascochyta rabiei is the source of this 594-nucleotide messenger RNA. RefSeq lists its product as uncharacterized. The transcript has a single exon. The coding region runs from base 1 to 594 and encodes 197 amino acids. Lineage: Eukaryota; Fungi; Ascomycota; Dothideomycetes; Pleosporales; Didymellaceae. The record is from RefSeq and is a predicted model, not a curated record.
AUGUGGCCCUUCUCGAGCUCAAGCGCAGAUGCUGCGCCCAAACCCGUAAUGGCACCUGCCACAAAACAACAAGUACAGCUGCUCCCUGCGACAGGGCAAGCGCUACCCACCGCACAAUCGCAAUACAGCACACCACCGCCCUCGAAGCCCUCCGAAGCCCCCCACGACCCCGACUUCUACGCUGCGCACCCACAUCUCGCGCCUCCCUCGCUAGCCACACCCUCCCCCUCCUCCUCUCCCUCGACAAGUCAACCCCCGCCCGACGAAGAAUUCGACCCCACCCUGCCCCGCUCCAUGUCCUGCCGCGCCGCCUUCGACUCAGCCUUCUACUGCAGUUCCCUCGGCGGCCACUUCAACGACUUGUACCGCUACGGCCAGCUGCGCAGUUGCUCGGACCACUGGAACGAUUUUUGGUUCUGCAUGCGCACAAAGAACAGCUACUCCGGGCCCGAGGUCAAAGAGCAGCUGAUCAUGGAGCGCUAUGCGCAGAAGGAGAAGGCGAUCAAGGAGAAGCCGAACAGCGAGGAUGUGUGGACGAGGAGGGGGCCUGGCGAGGAGGUUCGGAAUGCUUUUUCGCUAGCCGGCAAGGAGUAG